AUGCUACCUCGGACUCAGGUCUGGGAGGGAGGAACCUGCGGGCAGCGGAGCUCCCCGCUGCCCUUGGCGGGAGAGGGGGCGAGUUCGGGAGGUGCUGUUGGAGCGGCCCCCGGGGCGAGGGAGUGCGGAGGGAAUGAAGUUUCAUACAAGAAGACCAGAGCCUUCAUUCAGAAGAAACUGGGCCAAACAUAUCUGGUAUGCACAGCCAGAAACUUCUUCCCCCGUGACAUUAAGGUGAGCUGGGUCAGAAACGGGGAAGUCGCCGACCAUGGAUCAGACACAACCGACAUCGUCCCUCAAAUCGACGGGACCUUUCAAGUCAGGAGCGUCCAUCCACUGAAUGGAGACAGCAGGGCGUACGCCUGUCAGGUGGAACACGAGGCCAUCGGCGAGAAGCUCCUGAUACCUCUAGAACACAAUGUGCCAGUUGCGAAUGAAGCUUUGAUCAUUAUUGGAGCUGUUCUGGGAAUACUAGGAAUCUGCGCAAUGGUUGUGACUGCAAUACUGUAUUUCUGCCUCUUAAAAGGUUCCACAAAGCUGGGCCUUCACCCAACAGUGAAGUUCAACAACCAGGCAGGACUGUGUCGAAUGAGCACGUGCACUGCUAGUGUGCGGUCCACUGAGUCGAACACCUCCAAUUCCAGUGACAGUUCAGCUGAUGGAUUGACUAAAUCUUCCACAUAAGAAUGCAAAGUUGGACUCGGGCAACUUGGGAAUGUUUGACGUGUUUCAUUUCCAUAAAACCUCAAAAACUUGCUGUUUUUAAACUGAUCUAAAAGGAAUAUUUUUCCUCAUUUUAUCACUUUGAGUUGUUUGGAUAUUCUUCCACUGCGAUUGAGAUCAGUAAAAAAUAUUGUGUUGUAAAAUAACUAUUUCUGAGAAAAUCAUUGAGAUUAGUUUAUUUGAUCAAUGGAAUGAAAGAUUAGAUCAAUGAAGAAAUGAAUGAAAGCUUUCCUAGUAUGAAUCUCUCACCUUAUAAUCAAUGUAAACUAUGGUAUUUGUUCUUAAAUUUAAAUAAAUUAAAUAAUGAGCUAAAA
Messenger RNA from Pristis pectinata (smalltooth sawfish), 1037 nucleotides. Its product is annotated as H-2 class I histocompatibility antigen, D-P alpha chain-like. Lineage: Eukaryota; Metazoa; Chordata; Chondrichthyes; Rhinopristiformes; Pristidae. The transcript has 8 exons. The coding region runs from base 1 to 684 and encodes 227 amino acids. Gene Ontology annotation, cellular component: external side of plasma membrane. The record is from RefSeq and is a predicted model, not a curated record. Gene Ontology annotation, biological process: immune response.